CAAAUGCGUGACGAACCCCCCAUCAGGUCUCCAUCGUCCAAGGCAAUUAUCGUACAUGGUUAAGCACAAGAUAUAAUCUAUAGAUAUAUAUUGUGCGUUGAUGACGCUUCGCCAGUGACCGAAUCAGGACUGUUUGGAGCUGAAUGUGAAUCGUGGCAAACCCUGCCUGUACUCCUCUUGAUUAGAGACGAGAUGUCAUUGUAACAAUAUCGAAUCAGUGCUCGAAGUUUGUGGCUAGACUAAAAUAAUCUUACAGGUUUGUCAUUUGCGCUGAUAUGUGAUGAACUCAUUACACAAUGGGGCUGUCACGGCCACAAAAAGACGUCUUUAAAUAGGCUCGAUCCCCUGGUGCUGAUGAAAAACAACGAUGUCGUCAAAUCCAUCUUCCGCAUCGCUCUCAGCGGAACAACCCAAAAAUGAGUUUCACUUCGGUCAUCCUCUAUAUUUUCCUCACAUCACUCGCAUCCGCCCUUCCUGCUGGUGAUCUACCAAAUCCAACGCUAGGCAGCUGGACUCUCUCAAAUAAUUACAUCGCUUGUAGUGAUGAUAGCUGCUCAUACUCGUUCCGCCUCGAGAGGAUCGGUUCGUCCCGUCCUGACAGCGCUGACUGCAACUUUGUCGUCAAGAGCGCUGCCAACUUCACAGCCGGCCGAACAGAUUUCAAAAACGUACCAUGCACCUUGGGAAGCGAUUACCUAGUUAGCGGUGGACACUCGGCGAACUUGGGCAACGUUGUCCUGUACGUCUACGAAAUACUGCAGAACAAUUGGGCAUGGUUUGGAUAUGAUACCAACGAGUUCGUUUCCGGCCCAUCGAAGACUUCGCCCGUUUAUGGAGGGCCCGGAUUGUUGCUACAACCAUCUGCAACCGAGUGACCGAGUCUGAUCUGACGAGGCUGCUGUCUGCUUUGAUAAUAUGCCCGAGAUCUACGAGUCUGGCCCUAGGGCCGAAGGUGGAGGAUACUGCAACCUUAUGGACACUCAAAGCUUGUUUGUUACUAGUGAAUAUACAUAACGACAAGAUUGGUAUGGGUGGGAACGUGUUGACUAGCCUAAAAUAGUCCAGAGGAAACUAGAUUGCAUAACCUGAGAUGGGCUUGAUGUUUCAAUCAUGAUUAUGGUGCUAAGGACCCAUUAAUCCACAACCUAAUGCAUUUGCUGCUUACUCUGCUUGCAAUUUACGAAUCCAUUACUCAGAUUGUCGACAGAAAAGUACUUACUCGCUGUCACUGUUACCGGCAAAAGAUCUUGAAGUGACAGGUUGGAAUAACAUGGAAAAGUUAUAAAGCGAAACAUAAAUUUUUGGGCGGAAUACGG
This is a messenger RNA of Truncatella angustata, 1316 nucleotides long. RefSeq lists its product as uncharacterized. Lineage: Eukaryota; Fungi; Ascomycota; Sordariomycetes; Amphisphaeriales; Sporocadaceae. The coding region runs from base 417 to 875 and encodes 152 amino acids. The transcript is spliced from 2 exons. The record is from RefSeq and is a predicted model, not a curated record.